AUGUCCAUCGACUUUCCCAAGGAGGAGGUUGAGAUCAUCAAGAGAUGGCGCGAGAUCAAGGCAUUUGAGCGCCAGCUCGAGUUGACCCAAGGGAAGCCUCUUUACACCUUCUACGAUGGCCCUCCUUUCGCCACUGGCCUUCCUCAUUACGGCCACCUGUUGGCCUCGACCAUCAAGGACAUCAUCCCGAGAUACUGGUCUAUGAAAGGCUUCCAUGUCGAGAGACGGUUCGGCUGGGACACUCACGGCCUUCCCAUCGAACACGAGAUCGACAAGAAGCUGGGUAUUUCCGGCAAGGCUGCCGUCAUGAAGCUGGGUUUGAAGAACUACAACGAGGAGUGCAGAUCCAUUGUCAUGCGUUACAGCGAAGAGUGGCGUCAUACCAUUGAGAGACUCGGCCGCUGGAUCGACUUCGACAACGACUACAAGACUAUGGACCCUACUUUCAUGGAGUCGGAGUGGUGGGUGUUCAAGCAACUGUUCGACAAGGGAGCUGUUUACCAGGGUCAUCGCGUCAUGCCUUACUCUACCGCCCUGACCACGGCUUUGAGCAACUUCGAGGCCAACCAAAACUACCAGGACGUCACUGAUCCGGCCGUUGUAAUCUCUUUCCCUCUCCGGGACGACCCGGAGACUCACCUGCUUGCCUGGACAACUACCCCUUGGACGCUGCCCUCUCACCUCGGCCUUGCUGCCCAUCCUGACUUCGAGUACGUGAAGAUUCACGAUGAGAAGUCUGGCAAGAAGUACAUCAUCCUUGAGAAGCUGUUGACCACCUUGUACAAGGACCCCAAGAAGGCCAAGUACAAGGUUCUUGAGAAGAUCAAGGGCAAAGACAUGCUCGGCUGGCAGUACGAGCCCCCCUUCAACUAUUUCUACGAGGAGUACAAGGACGUCGCCUUCAGAGUACUGAACGCUACCUACGUCACCGACGACAGCGGUACUGGUAUUGUUCAUCAGGCGCCGGCUUUUGGUGAGGACGAUUACAAUGUGGCCCUCGCUGCCGGUAUCAUUACCGAAAACAGGCCGCCUCCGGACCCCAUCGAUGACAAGGGCCAUUUUGGGCAGCGUAUUACGGACUUCGCCGGAAUGCACGUCAAAGAGGCUGACAAGCACAUCAUCAAACACUUGAAGGGUACAGGAAGGAUCGUCGUCGACUCUUCGCUCAAGCACUCAUACCCCAUGUGCUACCGUUCUGACACUCCUCUUAUCUACCGAGCUGUGCCCUCCUGGUUUGUUCGCAUCCCCGAGAUCAUUCCCCAGAUGCUCGAGAACAUCAAGGGAUCGCACUGGGUGCCUUCUUUCGUCAAAGAGCGCCGUUUCGCCAGCUGGAUCGAGAACGCCCGUGACUGGAACGUCUCUCGAAACCGCUACUGGGGCACCCCCAUCCCUUUAUGGGUGAGCGACGACAUGGAGGAGCGAGUUUGUGUUGGCAGCGUACAAGAAUUGAAGGAGCUAAGUGGCUACGAGGGAGACCUCUCCGACCUCCACCGCGACAACAUUGACCACAUUACCAUUCCCAGUAAAAUGGGCAAGGGUCAAUUGAAGCGUGUUGAGGAAGUUUUCGACUGUUGGUUUGAGUCGGGUAGUAUGCCUUACGCUAGUCAGCACUACCCAUUCGAGAACGUCGAAAAGUUCGAGGCAUCCUUCCCUGGAGACUUCAUUGCCGAGGGUCUUGACCAAACCAGAGGCUGGUUCUACACUCUCCUUGUCCUCGGCACCCAUCUUUUCGGAAAGAUCCCUUUCCAGAACUGUGUCGUCAAUGGCAUAGUCCUGGCUGAAGAUGGCAAGAAGAUGUCGAAACGCCUCAAGAACUAUCCGGCGCCAGACCUCGUCAUGGAGAAGUACGGUUCUGAUGCUCUCCGUCUUUACCUCAUCAACUCUCCCGUGGUCCGUGCUGAGCCACUGCGCUUCAAGGAACCCGGCGUGAAGGAGGUUGUGCAAAAGGUUCUGCUGCCUCUCUGGAACAGCUAUAAGUUCUUCGAGGGCCAAGUCUCGCUGCUCAAGAAGGUCGAGGGCGUCGACUACGUCUGGAGUCCCGAGACCCAGGCGAGUAACGAUAACGUCAUGGACCGAUGGAUCCUCGCCAGUUGCCAGAGUCUGCUUCAGUUCGUGAAUGACGAAAUGAGGGCAUACCGUUUGUACACCGUUGUCCCGCGCCUCCUUGGCCUUAUUGAGAACACUACAAACUGGUACAUCAAACUCAACAGAAGACGCCUUAAGGGUGAGAACGGUGUUGAAGACACCAAACAUGCGCUCAACACGCUGUUCGAGGUUCUCUUCACACUGUGCCGUGGCCUUGCUCCCUUCACCCCCUUCAUUACCGACACCAUUUACCAGAAGCUGAGGCCACACAUCCCCAAGGAGGCGGAAGCCGAGGACGCACGUAGCGUUCACUUCCUCCCUUUCCCCGAUGUGCGCCAAGAGCUUUUCGAUGAGGAGGUGGAGCGCAGAGUUGGCAGAAUGCAAAAAGUCAUUGACCUGGUCCGUGUUUCUCGCGAGAGGAGAGCCAUUGGUCUGAAGACACCCCUGAAGACGCUUGUGGUCAUUCACCGUGAUCCUCAGUAUCUUCAGGACCUGGAGUCUCUCUCUUCCUACAUCAGAGAAGAGAUGAAUGUGAGAGACCUUGUCCUGUCGUCUGACGAGGCCAAGUACAACGUCCAAUAUAGCGUGACAGCGGAUUGGCCAGUGCUGGGCAAGAAGCUCAAGAAGGACAUGGCGCGGGUGAAGAAGGCGCUCCCGACACUCAGCAGCGACGCCGUCAAGGAGUACUCGGAAACGAAGGAGAUCCUGGUCGAUGGAAUCAAGCUGGAGGACGGUGACCUCGUCGUCAGGCGAGGAUUGAGGGAGGAUGAAUCCUCCAAGAACUUGGAGCCUAACUCGGACAAUGAUGUGCUUACCAUCCUUGAUGCCGAGCUUUACGUGGACCUCGCGCACGAAGGUAUCGCCCGGGAGAUCAUCAACCGUGUCCAACGCCUGAGGAAGAAGGCGCAGCUUCAGCCGACGGACGACAUCAAGAUGGAGUAUAAGAUCCUCAGUGAUCCCGACAAGAUCGGCCUCGAGGAGGUAUUUGAGACGCAGAGCAAGGCCAUCGAAAAGGCGCUGCGAAGACCGAUGGACAAGCACGAGGUCACGCAGGUGGAGGGAGAGAUCCCUACCGAGAAGCAGAAGGGCAUCAUUGCGGAGGAGGAGCAAGAGAUUCAGCACGCAACAUUCCUGCUCCGGUUGCUCGAGUUGUGA
Molecule: messenger RNA, 3240 nt
Organism: Colletotrichum karsti
Lineage: Eukaryota; Fungi; Ascomycota; Sordariomycetes; Glomerellales; Glomerellaceae
Product: isoleucyl-trna synthetase
Exons: 3
Coding region: 1-3240 (1079 amino acids)
Biological process (GO): isoleucyl-tRNA aminoacylation
Molecular function (GO): aminoacyl-tRNA deacylase activity; isoleucine-tRNA ligase activity; ATP binding
Source: RefSeq, a predicted model, not a curated record